CAUGGCCAUGCUGCGCAGACUGCGAGAGAUGCCCCGGCACUUACUAGUCUGCGAGAAGUUCAACUUCGGCCACAACAAGUCACGCCACCGGCAUCUCGUAGAGAUGCACUAUCACAAUUACAAGGUUUCUUUCUUGAUUCCGGAAUGUGGGUUACUAUCAAAAGAACUGAAAAGCCUGGUCAUGGACAUGGGACCCUAUUACUUUGUGAAGAACCUACCCCUUCAUGAGUUAAUUACAUGUGAAUUCAUCAACACCUUUGUGAAGAAAGGUUCAUGCUGUGCACUGACAUACAAUACAAAAAUUGAUGAAGAUAACACUGUUGCACUACUACCAAAUGGGAAAUUAAUUUUAUCACUGGAUAAAGACACUUAUGAAGAAACUGGACUUCAAGGUCGUCCAUCUCAGUAUUCUGGCAGGAAAAUUAUGAAAUUUAUUGUUCCCAUUGAUUUGAUGGAUUUAUCCCUUAACCUGGAUUCCAAGAAGUAUGAAAGAGUAUCUUGGUGCUUGAAAGAAAAGAAGCCAUUGAAAUUUGAUUUUCUUUUGGCUUGGCAUCAGACAGGUACAGAAGAGUCGACGCUGAUGUCAUACUUUUCCAAGUACCAGAUUCAAGAGCGGCAUCCCAGAGUGGCAAUGAGCACACUGAGAAAUCUGCAGUGCCCGGAGCUGCGGAGCGGCGAGCUCCACGGAGAGCCGGAGGGGUCCUGCAGUGCUCCGGAGCUCUUCGACUGGCUUGGCGCCGUCUUCUGCGAUGUGAACCUAAAUAAUGAGCCUAAUAACUUCAUAUCAACCUGUUGCUGUCCCCAGCCAAGCACAGUGGUGACAAAGGCUUGUUUGUGUACAGUCACUGGUUUCAUACUCCCAGAGAAGAUCUGUGUUCUCCUGGAACAGCUGCGCCACUACUUUGAUGAACCAAAGUUAGCCCCGUGGAUCACGUUGUCAGUGCAAGGCUUUGCAGACAGCCCCGUUUCAUGGAGAGAAAAGGAACACGGUUUCUGGAAAGGAGGAGAACACUUGUACAACUUUGUGAUUUUUAAUAACCUGGACUAUUGGCUUCAGAUGGCUGUUGGGGCAAGUGAUGACUGUCCACCAUAAAGAAUAUGAA
Octodon degus (degu) is the source of this 1103-nucleotide messenger RNA. RefSeq names its product ribonuclease P protein subunit p40-like. The coding region runs from base 2 to 1093 and encodes 363 amino acids. Gene Ontology annotation, molecular function: ribonuclease P activity; ribonuclease MRP activity. Gene Ontology annotation, cellular component: multimeric ribonuclease P complex; ribonuclease MRP complex. The transcript has 2 exons. Lineage: Eukaryota; Metazoa; Chordata; Mammalia; Rodentia; Octodontidae. The record is from RefSeq and is a predicted model, not a curated record. Gene Ontology annotation, biological process: endonucleolytic cleavage in ITS1 to separate SSU-rRNA from 5.8S rRNA and LSU-rRNA from tricistronic rRNA transcript (SSU-rRNA, 5.8S rRNA, LSU-rRNA); tRNA 3'-end processing; tRNA 5'-leader removal.